AUGUAUGCAAUAACCUGUCUACCGGUCUACAAUGCAGAUCUCCCUCUAGCUAUCUGUGACAGGGAUGAUGAUUCUUGGUGGCUGGAUGUAGCAGACGGUGUGACGCGUAUCUAUGAUAGUGCGCGCAAACCCGGGACUGCUUUGUGGGCUGCAUCGAGGCUGGAACGGGUAUUGUGCCCGCCGAAGGGUAUCAAACUGCGUUGA
Messenger RNA from Penicillium vulpinum, 204 nucleotides. RefSeq lists its product as uncharacterized. The transcript has a single exon. Bases 1 to 204 code for a protein of 67 amino acids. Lineage: Eukaryota; Fungi; Ascomycota; Eurotiomycetes; Eurotiales; Aspergillaceae. The record is from RefSeq and is a predicted model, not a curated record.